AUUGCGUCGAAUCCUGUUUUCCAUGAACGCACAAAGCACAUAGAGUCCGAUUGUCAUUCAGUACGUGAUGCGGUUAAGGAUGGCACUAUUGUUACUCAGCACAUCCGAACAGAGUCUCAGAUUGCUGACAUUCUUACUAAGGCGCUAGGACGAGCUACAUUUCAAAAUUUAGUGUCCAAGUUGGGCAUCGUGAAUCCUCACUCUCCAACUUGAGGGGAAGUAUUGGCGUGGAUAUGCUAUAUUAGAGAUAAUGAUCGAGAGUUUGUGAUAAGUAUUAGAAAUAUAGAUAAACACUCCUAUUGUUAAGGAAGUGAUCGUUGAUGAUAAGGCCAAAGAGCCGACUCUCUUAUUGUAUAAGUAGGUUGGCAUUACCGUUCUAAUAACACAAGUACUUUCGGUAUCUAAAUCUACAGUAAGAUAUGGUUUGGGUCCGUUUUCACGCCUGCCGUAUGGGUUCUUGAUCGCAAGUGAGUGAUUCCGUUUGUUAAAUGUAUGGAGUCAUGUUUUGUAAGUUAAGUGUCUUUUGUUUGUUGCUUGUAUUUAAAAAUAGACAUGCUUGUAUGGUAGAUGCAUCCACUGUACCAUGUACAGUUGCAAUAAUUAAAUACUUCUGCAGGUAUAACUUUUAUGCAUGUUUCUUACUUUCCUAUGCUCAAAUAUAGUUGCUCCUCUUCUUCCUUAUCGUACCUCUCUUGUCUCUCCUUCCUCUUGUUUUACUUUGUUCCCAUACGGCCUCACCCUCGCAGAGAAUAAGAUGGUAACACAAAUGUACUACGUCGAUAUGAAUACAUACAGAAAAGUAAUCACAUUGCAUAAAGAAAGUAAAUUACAUUCAUGUAUAGCAUUAGUUUGAAGCUAAACCUGAGAAGACGAAACUUUUGAUGAAGAACAGCUACAUGAAAGAGAGAGAGAUAAGACACCUGAGCUUGCAAAGGACAUUCAAGUGUGCAGGCGACUGAUUCAGAGGGGUUCAAUAGAUAUACAAUCGUGUUUAAAUUAAACCCAUUAAAGGGUUUUAAUAGGCCCAAUUAAGAGAUAGAGAGACCGGAAACUGAUUCAUAUUUUUACCAUUUUGGAAUAUUUUUGACAUGUUCCUUGAAAUGUAUUAAUCCGAUGUCUGAAUCAGAGAAGCAUAAUUUGCUUACUUGUUUUAAAGGUAAUGAUUGAAGUUGACCCUAGGUCGAUAAUGCCUUUACAUUAUAGAUCACCGACCGUUGUUGUUGUUUAUUGAAUUUAACAUUUAAUAUAUUUUUCAACAAAUGUUUUCUUUUUUUUUGGUGGGUCAACAAAUAAAUAAAAUGCUUAUGUAUAUGCUUACAACUUGCUUAUGUAUAUGCUUACAACAUUAGAAUUGUUUGUCCAAAACUUUUUCCACCUGAUUUCCACGAGCCUCCAACACUUUCUUGAGGCUGAGUCAUCUUUCAAUAUUCUUUAAUGUAAAUGAGUGUACUCUUAAUGCAUGCAAUAUUCUUAUUAAUGGUGACUGUACAUAGUUCUCGCGUGGUACAUAGACUCUGGCGUGUGCCCACUUACGUUCUGAGAUCCAAAUAUUUCUCUUUAUAGUAUAGGUGAGUCGUAUAACAUUUCGGAAACACUUAUUAUAUAGUUUCUUAAAUUUUAUUUAACUAGAGAUUUAUUUGUUUAUUUUAUCUUGUUAUCCGGAUAUAAAUAUAUUCUACAAUUAUAUCUUUACCCAUAGUUCAGGGAAGUCCCAGCUUCAAGAGAAAACAUAAUCUUAGAACUUGUCAUUAAUCAAACAAAAAUGUGUGCAUUAGUCCCUCCAGUGUUCCCAAACUUUGGGUGGCCUUCGACAGGAGAGUACGAGAGUAACUACCUGGUCGGAGAGAACCUCGACGACUUUACGUUCCUUGAUUGUCCGGCACCAGAGACAUAUGGAGUGGAACAUCAUCAGGAGAUUCAGGAAAUGUUGGGGGUCUCUGUUCCGUCCGAGGGGAAUGGGGUCGUGACCAAGAAGCUUAAUCACAAUGCUAGUGAGCGUGACCGUCGCAAGAAGAUCAACUCUUUGUUCUCGUCUCUUCGUUCAUGUCUUCCAGCUUCUGAUCAAUCGAAGAAGCUAAGUAUUCCUCAGACGGUUUCUCGGAGCUUGAAGUACAUACCAGAGCUACAAGAGCAAGUGAAGAAGCUAAUACAAAAGAAGGAAGAACUCUUGGUGCGAGUAUCAGGUCAAAGAGACAUUGAACAUUACGUUGAGCCGCACCCAAAGGCCGUUGCACGUUACGUCUCGACCAUUUCUGCGACUAAGCUUGGAGACAACGAAGUGAUGGUCCAAAUCUCAUCGUCCAAGAAUCAUAACUUUUCGAUAUCUAAUGUGUUGAGUGGGUUAGAAGAAGAUGGGUUUGUUCUUGUUGAUGUUUCAUCUUCAAGGUCUCAUGGAGAAAGGCUCUUCUACACUUUGCAUCUUCAAAUGGGAAAUAAAGAUGAUUACAAACUGACAUGCGAAGAGCUACGCCAGAGAAUGUUAUACUUGUAUGAGGAAUGUGGAAACUCGUUUAGAUGAUAAUUUGUUCUUGUUUCUUUAGUUAUGUCAUCGAUCCGUUUCUCAACAUCUAACAUUCAUGUAGGCGAGUUAUUUUGUUUAUUUUUCUUGUUGAAGUCGAUGAUCGAUUAUUACAUUUACAUGCUAUUGAAUAUUGACUGAUUACUAUGAAAUUCAUGCUAUUGCCGAAAACUUU
Brassica rapa (field mustard) is the source of this 2693-nucleotide messenger RNA. RefSeq names its product transcription factor ORG2. Gene Ontology annotation, cellular component: RNA polymerase II transcription regulator complex. Gene Ontology annotation, biological process: regulation of transcription by RNA polymerase II. NCBI's taxonomy places the organism in Eukaryota, Viridiplantae, Streptophyta, Magnoliopsida, Brassicales, Brassicaceae. Gene Ontology annotation, molecular function: RNA polymerase II transcription regulatory region sequence-specific DNA binding; protein dimerization activity; DNA-binding transcription factor activity, RNA polymerase II-specific. The record is from RefSeq and is a predicted model, not a curated record.